Amphimedon queenslandica is the source of this 665-nucleotide messenger RNA. RefSeq lists its product as uncharacterized. Bases 10 to 558 code for a protein of 182 amino acids. The record is from RefSeq and is a predicted model, not a curated record. The transcript is spliced from 3 exons. Lineage: Eukaryota; Metazoa; Porifera; Demospongiae; Haplosclerida; Niphatidae.
UUUUCAUAGAUGUGGGAGGAUUUAAGGGAAUUUUGCUGUAAGUUUUGCUCCAACUUUUCAGUGAAGACCAUGAAAAUCAUCAUUUUAUAUACUUUGGGUCUCAUAUCUCUAGCAUUGAGUUGUAAUAUUCUAGAUCUAGAACUAGUAAGUCUGAAAACUAUGAUGGGUCUGAAGGCCACAUCCAGAACUGUUCCAGUUAAUACUUUAGUGACCUUUAAUUGCUCCACUAGCAAUUGUGUGCAUGUAGCAAUGUAUAUGUCUACCAUACAGAAAAAUGAGACCAAGUCACUUAAAUGUGAUGCUAUUGACAUGGAUGGCACAUUGAUUUGCCACAAUAUCACUAUCACAGAGCCUGUUAAAGUAAGAUGUGUUGGUACACAAUCAAGUGGGAACUACUCAUGCGAGCCAUGCCAUUCAUGGGGCAGUAUUUUGAUUGGAAUUGAAGAAUCAACUACUGUGCCAUGUAUUAAUAAAAGCUUGCCCUGUAAUUGUAGCUCUUCAACAAAACCUACUAGUCAGGAAAAUGAAGCCCCAAAAUGUACAGGUAUUUCUAUAUAGCACAAGUGUUUUUAAUAUCAUUAUUAAAAUUUAUUUUACUCAUGCAUUAAUAUAGAUCUAAUCACUAGCAUUGCUAUUUUUUAAUCAUUUUUGUUGGUGCUAAUGCA